This is a messenger RNA of Blastomyces gilchristii SLH14081, 2532 nucleotides long. RefSeq lists its product as uncharacterized. NCBI's taxonomy places the organism in Eukaryota, Fungi, Ascomycota, Eurotiomycetes, Onygenales, Ajellomycetaceae. The transcript has 3 exons. Bases 1307 to 2137 code for a protein of 276 amino acids. The record is from RefSeq and is a predicted model, not a curated record.
UAAUGACUAAGACAUGACUAAUAUUGGAGAUUAGGCCGGCGUUAAGAAAUUGUACCUCUACUGAGUGGAACGGAGUGUAUGCUUAAAAUAACACACCAGAACUGUCUGCCAGUGUCUGGAAGAUGCUGUUCACAAAUAUUUUCUAUGCCCAGUAAUAAUAAUUCUGAAAUCCAGUGCUCGACAAGGGGGAAGACUAUUGUUUCUCUUCCAUCUCUUCUUUUUUCGCUGUUCCCAGUUAUCACGUGAUCUAUCCCCUGGCGGCUAAUCCCGCGCCAGGGCCCGUGCUGACCAAUAAUGCGGCUCUUAGCCCGUCGCAGAGCCCCGCCUUCGAAACAACAACCACCCGUCCGUGUUUCAUCCAACCACGUCCAACAUCAUCCUCAACAUUCGCUGCCAUCCAGUCCCUGGCCUGUCGCCUUGCGGUGUUGUGGUGCUAGGGGACUGGCUUGAAAGAUGGCAGUCCGUGCUGCCCAAUAUCUCCAGUCUGCAGAACAACAUCAUGAAACCCAACUUCCCUCCUUAGCGACGUCUCUUGUCCUGACAGCCCUGUGAAUGGUGCCUUAAAAUAUCCAGCGCCAAUGAGGUCGCCUUAAGAGGACUCCGAACUGAUUCUACAUUUAUGACAGAAUGGGGAUGUAUCAAAUCAUAUCAACACAUGGAAUGACGCGAGUGACUACCGCCAUUGUGGGCCGUGGGCAGUUGACCCGGUAGAAGUCUAUGGUUAUUGUUUCUCGGUAUUCACCAUUUCUUGCUGUUUCAUGAAGCAGCUUCAUGAAGGCUAUUUUCUUUUUUCUUCUGCUCUCUUCACUGCUCAGCCUACGCCCAUUGUUCCAUUUCUUGCUCUUCUGUGCCUUCUCUCUCUUCACAUUUCGUUCUUCGUUUCUUCCCUAUUUCCCGUCCUUUCUCGAGCUUUCAAGCUAUAUUGGGUGUUUGCCUUUGACGGCGACGAGUUGAUUAAUUAUGUCCCUUUCACUACUAUACUAAUAUUUUCCUUUCAUUGAUUUCGCAUUGAUACUAUUCUUCUUCAAUAACUUCUAUCAACACGGACAGAGCUCCUCCUACCGGGCAAUUCCAUAAAUUUUCAACGCCUUGACGCUUCAUUCCUUCUUCUUAAUUUCUAUCUCAAACACUUCCUAACUCAAAGACUCAUACUUUUAUCCAGCCUCAAAACCGUUUUCUGGAUUUAACCACUGUUAUCGAAUUUAUACUUUAACAUUAAAAUCGUUCCCUUUCCGUGGCCUGGGGACCUUGGAUUCCACCCCAGUCGCUGCUUUAUUUUCAUCAGUCGCCUGUCAGCCUUUCAAAAAUGACAGCCGUGGUCAAAUCCCUGGCUGGUCCAGGUUAUAUCAUUUUGAAUGCCGUACGGGUCUUCAACAUAAUCUGUCUCCUUUGUAUUAUCGCUGCAUGUUCAGUUUUACUCAUCAAGACUUCCACUCCCACCAAUUUCUUCGUUUUUGAUGCGAUGCAUCGAGUUAUUAUAAUUGCUGUCAGCAUAUUCCUCAUUAUCUCUGAAGUAGGCUUUUUUGAGGCCUGGUUUCAUGAAUACUGGGGUUGUUUCGGUAGACACUCAAGCUUCCUCGCCCUUGGAAUCACCAUGGUUCUCCUCGGCAUAUCAACGAUAGGAUGUUUGAAUAGAGAAGACAUGAACAAGGACACAAUCGGCUUCACCUUCUGGCAACUUGUUCUAGGCGCCGGCAUUAUCACCAUUGUGUUUGGAUUUGUUAACAUCGCCGUAACCUUCAUCUACCGAACCAAAAAAACAGGCUUAAAAGCCCGCCACAUCCGCACUGACGGUGCCGUCGCCCCGGGCGCCAUCCCUUCACUCAACAACCUCAGCCGCGGGCACAAAUCCUUCAGACUGAAACGCGAGGACUCCCUACCUGUCUACCGCGAGAGCGACGAUGCACUCUCGCAAUCAAAAUACUCACGCUCCUUGCGCUCGCCCAUCAGCACCACCCCUUCCAUGCGUACCGUGCCUUCUAAAUAUCGGGUGAAUAUUUCCCAGCCCAUCGUUGAAAAUCACGAACAGUUCGAGAAGUUUUCUAGGAGUUCAGGGGGGAGCCACCCGGAGCAUCCGGCGAACAACCCUGUGCGUCUUUCUACACGUCGAUCGGAUUGGGAUGGCAGUGAUAUAUGACACGUUGAGGAAGCUAGGCGGCGCCAAAAGUACAGAGCAAAUUGAGAGGUGAUAUGAAUUAUGAGGGGAAGGAGAGGGAGCUAGCGAUGACGCUCUUACUGUCUUACUGUCCCUCCUAUCGAGCUACAUCGAUCUUGAACUUUUCUUGUGUAUUUGUAUUGGGCAUUUUUCCCUUUGUCUUUUGUGAUUUUAGAGCGCGUGAUGUAUCUGUCUUUAUCCGUCUGGACAUGUUUGCGAGUUGUGGCGUAAUUUCGGUAGCCUUUGGUUUCCGCUGGCGAAGGUUGGGAUUUGUAUGCUGUUCAUAAUUGUGACACGUUCGGGGCUUUGUCUAUGUAAUCAUGGGUGUCAACUACGCUUCAUUUACAGUACAAUUUUAGUAUUACAGUUGUUCCUGG